AUGGGCGAAUACCACGAUGCGUAUUUAAUGACGGAUGUUCUACUACUUGCCGACAUCUUUCAAAAUUUCCGCGAAGUAUGCCACGCUAAUUAUGCGCUCGAUGCCGCUCAUUUUUAUUCCGCACCCGGCUUAGCAUGGAAGGCAGCGUUGAAGUAUACGGGUGUAAGGCUGGAGCUCCUUACGGAUCCUGAUAUGUUACUGAUGUUUGAAGAGGGAAUUAGAGGUGGAAUCACCCAGGCUGUACACCGAUAUGCCAAGGCGAAUAACAAAUAUAUGGCUGAUCAGUAUGAUCCUAAUGAAGAAUCGUCAUAUCUUCAAUAUUUGGAUGCUAACAAUUUAUAUGGCUAUGCAAUGAUGGAAAAGCUCCCAGCCCAUGGUUUCAAAUGGAUAUCAAAUGUGGAGAUAAUCAAUGAAAAGAAGAUUGAGAAGCUGGUAUCUGAUAACAAGCAUGGGUACCUCCUGGAGGUCGAUAUUGAUUACCCGAAGGAGCUCCACGACAAACACAACGAGCUUCCCUUCCUACCGAAGCGCAAGAUGAUUCACAGAGUUGAAAAGCUCAUACCAAAUCUCGAACACAAGCGUAAGUAUGUAGUUCAUAUAUCGGCUCUUCAUCAAGCUAUUAAGCAUGGCCUCGUAUUGAAAAAAGUCCACCGCGCUAUCCAAUUUCAACAUAGUGCAUGGCUCCGGGACUAUAUAGAUCAUAACACGAGGCUUACAACGGCCGCCAAAAACGAGUUCGAGAAGGGUUCUUAUAAGUUUAUGAAUCUCUUGGUCUUUGGAAAAACCAUGGAUAAUAUACGCAAUCACCGCAACAUCAAGCUAGCCACGAAUAAAGCCGCAUAUACGAAGCUGACCAUGCAACCAAAUUUCAAGAGCGGCACUUGUUUCGGUAAGAAUCUUAUGGGUAUUGAGAUGGGUAGGACGGCCAAAGUACGGCAGCAAGCUCAAACUCUGUUACACGGCACGGACUCGUUCGUGUACCACAUUCGAACAGAGGACUUCUAUCGGGAUAUUGCUGAUGAUGUAAAGACACGCUUCGAUACGAGUGCCUAUAGCAAAGAUAAUAAUAGACCUCUCCACAUCGGCAAAAACAAGAAGGUAGUAGGCUUGAUAAAGGAUGAGCUAGGCGGUAAGAUCAUGACUUCAUUCAUCACAUUGAGACCGAAGGCUUUUGCAUACAGGAGUCUCACAAAAGAGGUGGGGUGA
Messenger RNA from Hydractinia symbiolongicarpus, 1206 nucleotides. RefSeq lists its product as uncharacterized. The record is from RefSeq and is a predicted model, not a curated record. NCBI's taxonomy places the organism in Eukaryota, Metazoa, Cnidaria, Hydrozoa, Anthoathecata, Hydractiniidae. Bases 1 to 1206 code for a protein of 401 amino acids. The transcript is spliced from 2 exons.